Molecule: messenger RNA, 1441 nt
Organism: Vitis vinifera (wine grape)
Lineage: Eukaryota; Viridiplantae; Streptophyta; Magnoliopsida; Vitales; Vitaceae
Product: scopoletin 8-hydroxylase
Exons: 3
Coding region: 150-1250 (366 amino acids)
Source: RefSeq, a predicted model, not a curated record
ACAAGAUCAUCUCAUGAUAGUUUAUCAACCAUACGAUAAACACAUAAAAGUCAAAGAUCACUAGACAGUAUAAAUUGGGAUCAUUGGUAUAAGGUUAUUGCACCAUCAACAUUCAACAAAACUAGAAGAUUUUCAAGCUUCAUUCGACAAUGGCUCCUAGCUUUGAUGAUGGCGACUCACUAUACAACUUUGUGGUCAGAGAUGGCAAUGGUGUUAAAGGCAUGGUGGACCUUGGUCUGGAGAAGGUGCCAGAGCAAUACAUUCAGCCACAGCAUGAGCGCAUAGACAAGCUCAAAGCAAGUUCCUAUGAUCGGCCGCCAAUAGAUUUAUCAAUGCUUGGCGGACCUCAGCAUAGCCAAGUGAUGGAGUUGAUAGCCGAGGCAGCCGAGAGUGUGGGGUUCUUCCAAGUUGUGAACCAUGGGGUGCCCAAUGAAGUGCUGGAGUCGGUUAAGAGCGCGGCGCAUGAGUUCUUUGGACAAGCUCCUGAGAAGAAGGCGGUGUAUCGGAAGGGGGUGAGCCCGAGCCCGUACGUGAAGUAUGGGACGAGCUUUGUGCCUGAGAAAGAGAAGGCAUUGGAGUGGAAGGACUACGUUAGUAUGGUGUAUACGAGCGAUGCCGAUGCAUUUGAAUUUUGGCCUAAUGAAUGCAAGGAAGUAGCGCUAGAGUUCCUGAAGGCAUCCAUCUCAAUGGUGAGAAGAAUACUAGAAGUGUUAAUGGAGAAGCUUGGAGUAACUCUAGAUGAAUCAAGAAUCGAUGGCCUCAUUGGUUUAAAAAUGGUGAACAUGAACUUCUACCCCACCUGCCCUAACCCGGAUCUCACCGUUGGCGUGGGACGCCACUCUGAUAUGGGCAUGUUAACGGUGUUGCUACAAGAUGGUAUCGGCGGAUUAUACGUGAAAAUGGAGGAAGACAUCACAGGUGCUGGAAAGAAAGGAGAGUGGGUGGAGAUACCACCCACACCAGGCGCAUUGGUCAUCAAUGUUGGUGAUACAUUACAGAUAUUAAGCAAUGGGAAGUACAAAAGCGCAGAACAUAGGGUGCGUACCACAAGCACUCAAUCCAGAGUGUCGAUCCCUAUAUUCACCAUUCCGAGACCAAAUGAGAAGAUCGGGCCAUUGCCUCAAGUGGUUGAGAGAGAUGGGGUUGCUCAUUAUCGCGAGGUUGUGGUUGAGGAGUACAUGAACAACUUUUUUGGGAAAGCUCAUGAAGGGAAGAAGUCACUAGAUUUUGCUCAGAUCAACUCCUCUUGAAGCAAAGACUAAUCACAUAUACAUUAUUAUGGUUUUUCUUUUGCAUGGUUGGUCAUCCAAAAUUGAUUUGCCUUGACGUCAAACAUAUGUGGCAUAGGGCUAAAUAAAUUGUCCUCAAGCGUGUCUUUCUUUAGUAAAUUAAGAAUCCUUUGCCUUAAUAAAGAUAACUGUUUCACUCGGGUCUUAGUUAA